Molecule: messenger RNA, 3181 nt
Organism: Sphaeroforma arctica JP610
Lineage: Eukaryota; Ichthyosporea; Ichthyophonida
Product: serine/threonine protein kinase
Exons: 13
Coding region: 26-3181 (1051 amino acids)
Biological process (GO): protein phosphorylation
Cellular component (GO): nucleus; cytoplasm
Molecular function (GO): protein binding; ATP binding; protein kinase activity
Source: RefSeq, a predicted model, not a curated record
CAAACCUAAAUGCCCCUACAAAACCAUGAAGGAACAGCAAGUACAUAAAGCAGCUCGGACGAGGGAUGUUACUACGCUUAGCAAUAUAUUGCAGAUCGAUGAAUCACAAAUUGGUACUUUAGACGAGAAUGGUGGGACUCCGCUGCACAUAGCAUCGGAGAAUGGACACAAGGACGUGGUUGAGCUGUUGCUGGCCAAGGGUGCGGAUACCCAUGUCAAAGACGAGACUGGUUCGACGCCGCUGUAUUUGGCAUCGAAGAAUGGACACAAGGACGUGGUUGAGCUGUUGCUGGCCAAGGGUGCGGAUAUCCAUGUCAAAGACAACGUAACUUGGUCACCGCUGCGCAUGGCAUCGAAGAAUGGACACAAGGACGUGGUUGAGCUGUUGCUGGCCAAGGGUGCGGAUAUCGAUGUCAAAAACAACGGUGGUUUGUUUUCGCCGUUGACGCCGCUGCAAGAGGCAUCGCAGUAUGGACACAAGGACGUGGUAGAGCUGUUGCUGGCCAAGGGUGCGGAUAUCCAUGUCAAAGACAACUUAGCUUGGACACCGCUGCGCAUGGCAUCGAAGAAUGGUCACAAGGACGUGGUUGAGCUGUUGCUGGCUAAGGGUGCGGAUAUCGAUGUCAAAAACAACGGUUUGUUUCCACCGUUGACGCCGCUGCAAGAGGCAUCGCAGUAUGGACACAAGGACGUGGUUGAGCUGUUGCUGGCCAAGGGUGCGGAUAUCCAUGUCAAAGACAACUUAGCUUGGUCACCGCUGCGCAUGGCAUCGAAGAAUGGACACAAGGACGUGGUUGAGCUGUUGCUGGCCAAGGGUGCGGAUAUCGAUGUCAAAAACAACGGUGGUUUGUUUUCGCCGUUGACGCCGCUGCAAGAGGCAUCGCAGUAUGGACACAAGGACGUGGUUGAGCUGUUGCUGGCCAAGGGUGCGGAUAUCCAUGUCAAAGACAACAAUGGUAUGACGCCGCUGCACGGGGCAUCGCAGAAUGGACACAAGGACGUGGUUGAGCUGUUGCUGGCCAAGGGUGCGGAUAUACAUGUCAAAGACAACUCCGGAUCUACACCCCUCGAACCUGAAGUAGUGGGCGAGAUGCUACAAGAGUUUGGCACCCUGAAGGGCCAAGUAUGUUUGUUGCAGGUGUCGUUAGAAACGUCAGAGGCAAAUGAGGCGAGCCUCACGGAACAAGUGCACACCUUGAAAUUGCAACUGGAGGAGUCGGAGGCAAAUGUUCAAGUUUUUCAGGAUCGUUUUGACUCUUCGCAUUCCAAAGAUGAGGGGGAGGAAGUCAUCGUUCGAAUCGAUCCUGAUACUUGCACACGUGUCUCGGUAGCCUACAUCAACCACCUAACCGAUCAUUUCAGCGACCAUCGGGUGGUGGGCAGGGGGGCGUUCGGGACAGCUUACCGUGGCAUCGACUUGGUGACCAACCUUACGUUGAUCGUUAAGGCACUGCAGAGCGAGACCGACUUUGAAUCGAACCGCACCAGCGUGGAGCACGAGGUCGAGCUGCUAGAAAGAAUCCGACACCCCAAUAUCAUCCGACUAGUAGGCUGGUCACUCAGCCUAGAAACACGGGCGGCGUACCUGGUGUACGAGCACGGUGAGCACGGCAGUCUGGCCGAUAACCUGGUGGACGACACCAAAGCGAGACUCCUUGUCCCGCCCGUGCGAAUGCGCAUUGCGGCCGGCAUCGCCAAGGCGCUCGCGUUCAUGCACAAUCCGAAGCAGGGGGGUGGGCAAGUGUUCCAUCGCGACGUCAAAUCCGCCAACGUCGUCCUGACCGCCACUCUCGAACCCAAACUGAUCGACUGUGGGCUGGCCUUUAUGGUACCAGACGCCCCACAGGCUCUCAAGCACCCCACGUUCACGGUAACCACGCAAGCGCGGCAGCGUGGGUUCGGUACACCGGCCUACUCGUGUCCAAGAUACUUGAUGAAUAACAGUCGCUACGGUGAGCGAAACGAAAUUUAUUCGUUAGGGCUGGUUCUCUCAGAGUUGUUUAGUGGUCGUGUGUUGGAGUCCAUGAGCGAUGAGGAGGACGUUGACGAUUUCCGUAUUGACGCCGAAAGUAGUGGUCUGCACAUCGAUGCACGAUGCGAGAGCGACAAUGCCGCAGCAAAGAGCGCGCUCGAAAACCUGAGGGGUGUGGCGCAACGGUGUCUAGGCAAAUCCAAACACCGACCAUCAUCAAGGGUCGCCAUGAUGGAGCUUGUUGCGCUUGACCGCCAACAACAAGCCAGCAUGACGCCCCAAGAUGCGCAACGACAGACGGAGCACGGAUGGCGGCUGCGCCUUGAGGUGGAGACUCAGCAGCGGCUGCGGCUGGAGAACCAACUGCGGGCUGAAACGGCUGCGUUGAGAGCGUUGCGUGACGAGGCGAUUCGGCGCGAACGAGAUAUUGAAGUUCGCACAGCCGAGUGUCUAGUGUGUUACGAGGAAAUUGUCAUUGGUUCGCACACAGACAGCGACAGCAGCACCGACAAAUUUACGGCGGUCGGAUAUCUGGAAUGCCGUGACGGGCACACUCUCUGUCGUAGCUGUGCCCAGGCACACAUACGCGAGUGCUGUAAUGUAAACUACAACGGGCCGGGGCGUGUCAGGGAUACACACGAGCUGCUGUGCCCCAACCACCCGGGCGAGUGCCUGGCUGUUCCCUACACGAAUGCGCAACUCGCAGCGGUGUUGGGGGCUGCAGCCUACGAGACGUACUUGCGCAGCAUCAUGAUUGUGCGUGAACAGGAACUUGAACAGCAGUUCCGGAACGACCUCGAACGCACGCUGGCAGAACGCCAGCAAGAGUCGGACAUUGACAGGCACGUACGCGUGAUUUGCGAUGAGAUGCUGACCUUACGGUGUCCCAAUAGCCUGUGUCGGAGAGCACUGAUUGACUUUGACGGGUGCACCGCUUUGACAUGCGAUCUGUGCGAUCGAGCCUUCUGUGGCCUUUGCUUGGAGGACUGUGGUCGCGACGCACAUGUGCAUGUGGCCCACUGCCAAUGGAACCCCAAUGAAGACGGUGAUGUUUUUGUUGAAGAGAAAAGUGUAGCAGCGAUUCAAGACCGUGUUAAAGGUGCAAAGAUAGCGGACUAUCUGAACAAUGUACAAUCUCAAGCGGUGAGAAUUGGGGUGGAGGAGAGACUGACAGCCGAGUUAAAAGAGUUGGGUGUUGAGUUGCCGUGA